UUUAAUUGAAUCUGUUGUUUUAUUUAAUUUAUCUAUAUUAUUAUUAUUGUGAUGAUGGUGGACGACGAAGAUGAUUAUGACGAUGACGAACUUCCAACAAUAAUCGUAAAUGGGUCUCUACAACAACAGAGUGAGUUUAUUAUGCCAUCUGCAGAAGCAUUGGCUUCAGAACGAGCACGUGAGAAGGAAUGUGAACGUGAGAUAGAGCAGAUGCGAUGCGAGCACGAGGCAACCGCCCGCUUCGCUCACAGCGACUCUAGCAGCUCUGAGAGUGAAGUGCUCUCGGCUGCCGUGGAAGCGCUACAAGUGCAAUCCACACCUCCCUCACUUACCCGCCCAGACCCCUCCCACCUUCUUGGCGACUUACUGCAACUCAUGCGCCCUGAACACAGCCUGUUUAUUCGAGAUUACCUUGAUAUGAUCCAACAUGCAGACAGUGUUACUAUCGACCACAUCACAUAUGACGCGACGUCGAGCAUUCUGUGGUCGGUGAGCGCGGCAGCGAUGGGAGCAGGUACGUGGGGUGAGGCGGAGAUUGUAGGCGUGGGCGCGUGGUUGUGUGCAGCGUGCUUGUGGGGGGAGCCAGCCCAUCCUUCUCCAUCACAACCCCUUCCAUCGGGAACUACGACUCGACCACCACGAACGACGCGCGCGCGUCUUCGCCGUGCAUUGCAUUGUCUCCUAGACAUUGCAAAUCCUCAACAUGUACAAAGUCUGACGCAUGUAAUGGUGCGUGCGGUAAAGGAGCCGCUGGCUCGGCUGGAGCUGGCGGAGGCGGCGGGCGGCGGUGAACUGACCUCCGGCCUGCUGCAUGCCGCCCUGCGGGACCUGCUCUCCACCGAUAGCCACCAGGAAGACUCGGAACCUCCAGGUCGCAGCUCGCCGAACGAGUUGGCAGAGCUAGUGUGCUCACGGUGGCGCUCUCUAUCGGCGGACGCGCGCUAUGCCGUUGUGCAGGUGGCUAGCAGGGCACUACUACGGCCGGCCGCCGCGGAUCCCUCGCCCGAUGCGUCCGCCAUCCGCCGCCUGCUGGCCGAGAUAUCACACCCCAUCUCCGUGCCGCUCGCAGACAGACACCGCCCGGAACACCUCAAAGUCCUUGUUGCUGCCUCAAAACUACAGUUACUAUUUCGUGGAAAAAAACAAGACUGACUAUUAAAUUGUCUUUUAUUUUUAAAUAAAUAAGUC
This is a messenger RNA of Achroia grisella, 1188 nucleotides long. RefSeq lists its product as uncharacterized. Bases 52 to 1152 code for a protein of 366 amino acids. Lineage: Eukaryota; Metazoa; Arthropoda; Insecta; Lepidoptera; Pyralidae. The record is from RefSeq and is a predicted model, not a curated record. The transcript has 6 exons.